This is a messenger RNA of Lathyrus oleraceus (garden pea), 1263 nucleotides long. Its product is annotated as BRI1 kinase inhibitor 1. Gene Ontology annotation, molecular function: kinase inhibitor activity. Bases 179 to 1048 code for a protein of 289 amino acids. Gene Ontology annotation, cellular component: plasma membrane. The record is from RefSeq and is a predicted model, not a curated record. Lineage: Eukaryota; Viridiplantae; Streptophyta; Magnoliopsida; Fabales; Fabaceae. The transcript has a single exon.
GUUCAAACAUAGUUUUGACAAUGACUCACACUCUUUCCUUCUUUUUUGCUUCUCUUAUCCCUCCUAAAAACCUUUCUUAACAUUCCAUCCAUACAUCAAAGUGAAACAAAGAUCACAACACUUUUCCAUCUCUCUCUCUCUUUCCACCAAACACUUCAUCAACUCUUGUCAAACUGUUAUGGAAACACAACAACAUCAAAACACCAUAGAAAAAAACAAUCAUCAUCCUUCUUCUUCUUCACCAUCUUCUUCUUCACCUACUCAUGAAUUCUCCUUCACAAUUUCUCUCCACUCUAACUCCUCCACUACAAUCCAUGACAAAUCAAAACCAUCACCACCUUCACUCGCACUUGACUUAUCUCCAGCUGAUGACAUUUUCUUCCACGGUCAUUUACUUCCACUUCAUCUCCUCUCCCAUUUCCCUUCCUCGCCUCGCCUUUCCACCAACUCAAACGACAGUUUCACUCUCCCUAUAACAGAAAAUGAAAAGUUUAGAAAAGACACCGGAAGCUGCAACACCAGCAACAGAGAAUUUCACAGCACAAACAACAUCAUCAAAGGAAUCACAAAAGAAGAAACCAAAUCCAGUUCCACCAACACAAAAUCCAACAGCUUCUCUUUGUUUGGAUUAACAAAAGGAAAUCACCACAAAGGAGAAAACAAUAACAGUAACAAAGAGAAGCCUCAGCAGAAUCAUAAUAAUAACAAUAAGAAGAAAGUUAUUGGUUAUGAUAUGAUUCAAGCAUUGAAGAAAUACUUUUUUAGAAAAAGAGAAAAGAAUCGAUUCCAUGGAGAAGCUUAUUCACGUUCAGGGAAUUUAAUGAGGAAAAAUAAGCCAGAAGUGAGAGGAAGUAGAGGAGAAUAUUCAGCACCAGCUUCCAUGAGAACUUCUCCAACAAAUAGUGGAUUAUUGCUAGCAAAAGGUGGUGCUGCUCUUUCGUCUUCAUCUUCUACAAAUGAUAGUACCAUGGAAGAGUUACAUGCUGCAAUUCAAGCUGCAAUUGCUCACUGUAAAAACUCCAUUGCAAAAGAAGAUAAGAUCAAUUAAUUUGCCUCAUAGUCAUAGAUACAUCAUAGAUAAUUAUUAUUAUUUUUGUUUUCUAGUUGUUUUGUAUUUACUGUUUAUAAUUUUUUGUUACUAGUUCUAUUGUAGUUACUGUCAUAAUUUUCACAUUUUAUGUUUUUUUUUGUUUAACACAUUUUAUGUUUUUGUAAUGUUAAGUUUAUAUCUGAAAUUUACCAAUAAGGAAGAUUUUGUUACUA